ACCAACCCAGGCAGACAGGCAGGGAAGGGAAGGGAAGGGAAGCGAAGCGAAGCGAGCGGGGUCGCGAGGGAGGGCAGGCGUGACGUCGAGGCGUGAACGCCGAACUUGGCCUUCGCGCUGUUGGUGGAUGCUGUGGGUCGCUCCUCUGAAGCACACCAUGCAGGGGAUGGACGACGCGGCUUGGGAGCGGGCCGUGGAGCAGGCGUGCCAUGGCCAGGCUGCGUUUCAGGUGGAGUCUCUGACGCUGGAUGGCGUGGUGAAGUGCGCGCAGGGCAAGCUGCCGAAGUCCAAGGUGUUGGCUUCGUUGUCGCAGCUGAAGCGGCUGUCGAUCGCGAACGUGGGGCUGUCGUCUUUGGCGGAUUUUCCGUCGCUUGCGCACCUGGAACAGCUGGUACUGAGCGACAAUCGAAUCGCGUCGGGGUUGGAGCACUUGGUGGGCGCGGGGCUGAAGUCGCUGCGAGAGUUGGAUUUGUCGAACAACAAAAUUCAGGCCGUGGAGGACCUGAAGCCGCUGGCGGAGCUGAAGUUGGAGUCGCUGGACCUGUACGAGUGCCCGGUGACGCGCAGCGCGGGGUACAGGGCGAAGGUGUUCGGCAUGAUGAAGUCGUUGCGGUUCCUGGACAAGAGCGACGCGAACGGGAACGAGCGGCCGGAGUCGGACGAGGAGGAGGAGUCGGAGUCGGAGGAGGAGGACGUGGACGACAUGAAUGGCGAUGGCGAUGGCGAUGGCGUGGAGGGCGAGGAGGAGGAGGAUGAGGAGGAGGAGGGCGUGGAGGGGGAAUCGAAGGGCGCGGCCGUGCACGAGGAGGACGACGACGAGGGGGAGGAGGAUGAGGAGGGCGAGGACAACGAGGAGUUGGAGGACGAGGAGGAGGACGAGGGCGGGAGCUACCAAGAAGAGAUGGCGAUGGCGUCGAACCGCGGCGCAGCGGGGCCGGGGCAGGUGGGCAACGAGCACGGCAGCGAGGAGGAGGACGAAGAGGACGACAAUGUGGAGGUGCAAGACAUCGAGGAGGAGAGCGAGGAGGAGGUGGGAGAGGAGGACGACGAGGAUGCGGUGGUGGACGAGGAGGACGAGGACGACGAAGAGGAGCCAGCGAGCGGUGCAGUAGUGAGCACGGAGGGCGAGCUGGACGUGCAAGAAAACGACGAGGACGAGGAGGACGAGAACGGGGAGUUCGGGGAGGACGACGAGGAGGAGGAGGACGCGGUGGACAACGAGGAGGAGGUGGAAGAGGAGGAGGAGGAUGAGGACGAGGAGGAGUAUGGUACGAAGUACCUGGUGCAACCUAUCGGGCAGGCGGACGACGAUGAGGGAGCCAGCGACUUCGAGCCUGGUGAGGACGAAGAGGUGGAGGAGGAGGAUUUCGAGGACGAAGAAGACGACGUGGUGGAGACGGCACAGGAGCUGGAGGCAGCGAAGCGGAAGAGAGCGAGAGAGGAAGGCGGGGAGAGCGAGCAACGGGCUGCGAAGCGCUGAAGUAGGGUCGUGUGGUAGAGAGGGUUUGAAUUGGCUUGUCCCGCCGCCGGGCGAAUAUGCAAUGUAAUAGAGGGAGCGUUAGGCGGGAGGAGCUCCGAAGACUUAUUAGGGGACGCGCCAGGUAACGAGAGGUUUGAGGCUGGUGGAAUGGAGCAUAGGUUUUAUCGUGCCCAGGGAAGGACGGGUCCGGACAGUAGGGGAGCAGAAGAGGCGGAAGGGAGGUGCCAUAACUAAUUCUUUGUAACAAAUGUACAAGUAGCAUGGUAGGGACACGGGCGUCGGGGUGACAGUUUGUGAAAGAGGUGGCGAGCCGCGGAAUGGGGUAGUGGGAGGGGGUAGGCGGGUUGCGGUCGGUCGGAGCAGGGCGGCAGACGCGGUAGCCCCCGGCGAGUAGGUAGAAAUUUGAGAUAGGUGAUACGAAAUUGAGCCGAUUCUGAGAUGUGAGCUUUUUGGGAGUUUGGUGCCUCGAUGUAUGUUUAUUGAUGGGGCGGAUGUGUGGACCUCGUGUCUGGCUGGGUUUUGCAGCUUGUGUUGUGGAUAUGUGGAGGGUGUGUAGGUGAUCAUGGUAAGCAUUUGAUGGAGAAGAGAUCGUUGAAUAAAGUGGUUUUGGACGCAUGGUUUUGGUCUCGUGUUGGUGGGUUGGUGGUUUGGUCGUGGGAAACCAGGGGCGCAGCGUUGGGUUGAUGGUUUGUGUCGCAGGGCGGGUGCUUUGGAAUUUAUUGAUUGUCCAGGGAAUGGCGGUGGAACAGACGGGGUGGGGAUGGGGUCGGUGCAAGAGAUGAGCGGGAUCGUGUAGGGAUGGGAUUUGUGUUGUUGGGGGUUGGGAUGGAACGGGAUCGGUAUGAGGUUUUUGAGUGGAACAUGGCGAGGCUGAAGGAGAGAAGAGUUGGGGGAUUUGUGUCGUUUGAGAGCGUCGACAUGCGAGGAGGCACGGGGGGUGCCAUGUGGGGGACAAUGCGGGUGGUGGAUUUAGUCGCUUGCCGGCGUGGGGUUGUUGGCGGUGUAUGAAUGGCGGAGUGUGCGGCGUUGGGUGGAGUAGUGGUUUUGGGGUGAUGGUGGUGAAGUUGUGGGAGUUGGAAGCGCGAGAACACAGGUUAAGUUGUGGGUUGUGGUUCUUGUGUUUCAUUUCUGGACGAGGAUUUUGUGUUAUUGCUGUUUUGGGGGUUUAUAUCCGGAUGUAUGCGGAGUAUGGUGAUGGGUAUGUCCGAGAUUUGUGAAAUCGUAUUGGAUCACUGGGCGCGUACUUGUGAAUUGUCGUGAAUCGAGGUGCGUGUGUUGUGGCUGGAGGUAGUAGUCAGGGGGUCCUUUUGGCAGUGUGGGGAUGAAUGGGUCGGGGAGGAUGAUUGAGUAUGCGGAGGAGGUUGUGUGCGCAGAGUGUACGCAACUGAGGGAAUGUGUGCGUGUUAUGUGGGAGCAGCGGGUGAGUGCGGUGGAGGGCGAUGUGGGUACAGAAUGUGACAUUGAGAUUUGCGGCUUGGGACGUGGCAUGGAGGAGGGGCAUGUGUGGAGUGUUGAUUGUCGGUAUGAGAGCGGGUGCAUUUGCGGAUGAGAGUGGCAAUGAGCAUUUUCUAAUCACAUGUGACUGCAGAGGCUAACGAAGGUAAUGGUGUUUGCAGGAAUUUACGAUAAGCUGUCUGUGAAAGGCAGAAUUGGAUAUGCCUUGGAAUCGCAUUGAAGACUGCUUAUUGUUGAAGCAAAAAAGUACACAACUACAAUUCACUGUUCUGAAUGAACUAAUCAAUUCUACGAACUUUUAUAAUUACUGUGAAUUAAAAGAGAUCCUCUUUAAAACUUGAAUAGCAGAGUCUUUGGUGGUUUUGUUUUUGUUUUGUUUUGUUUUUUUUUGUUUUUUGUUUUUUUUUUUUUUUGCUUCGUUUUUGGUUGGGGUCAUUCAAACUUUAGAAUGGCAGUUUGAUUGAGCCAACCACAGUAACAUAGUUAUGAGACUUUAGAGUUGACUUUGAAAUUGGAUUAUGUAGCUGAGAAACUGAGUUUCUCGGUUGGCAAUGUAAUAACUUGUUUUAACAUU
Physcomitrium patens is the source of this 3509-nucleotide messenger RNA. RefSeq lists its product as uncharacterized. NCBI's taxonomy places the organism in Eukaryota, Viridiplantae, Streptophyta, Bryopsida, Funariales, Funariaceae. The record is from RefSeq and is a predicted model, not a curated record. Gene Ontology annotation, cellular component: nucleus. Gene Ontology annotation, molecular function: histone binding.